Molecule: messenger RNA, 1263 nt
Organism: Mytilus californianus (California mussel)
Lineage: Eukaryota; Metazoa; Mollusca; Bivalvia; Mytilida; Mytilidae
Exons: 7
Coding region: 190-1263 (357 amino acids)
Source: RefSeq, a predicted model, not a curated record
GCUGGUGCUAUUUUUGUCAGCAAUUAACCAAUCAUGUUAUCGAUCAACUAAUUUAAUCACUUGACAAAUUAUGCAACGAUAUUAUAUAAAUUGUUUUCAUAAGCUGAACAUCAGAUAAUUUAAAAUGAUAUGAGCAGAUUAACUUAACAAGCUCAGACUAUUUAUGAGUACAAAAUACUAAAAUAAAGAAUGGAGUUAAAAGCAAAGAAUAUUCUUAUUCUUAUUUUAUUCAAAAACAUUGUCAUACAAUGUGGAAGUUUACUAGAAGAAUCUUGUGAUGCUGAUGAUGAGGAUUGUCAAGAUUCGAAUGAUUUACCGAAAAUUGGUCAGUUAAAACAUGGUAAAAGUCAACACGUGAACAUUCUCCGAAGAAUUCGAGAUAUAAGUCUAAUCGAAUGUGCAAAGGAGUGUUUUUUGACGUCACAAUGUCAGGCUAUUAACUAUAGAAAGAAUUGGAAGCUUUGUGAUGCACUAGGUGAAAGGCCUGAUGGCGAGGCUAUCCAGGACGAAUCAGGAUCGGUUUACAGUGAAAUAUCGACCUGGCCGAAGGCUCUUGCAGGAAAAUGUGCAAAUCAUAGUUGUGACAAAGGGAUGAAGUGUAUUGUGAAGUCAAAAAGCAAUGGAAUCAUGUGUGAGCAUGCAUACUGCAAAAAAGAUCCUCCUAAAACACCGUAUGCUGUAUCCUCUGAAAUGUUUGGGGUCUAUGCUAGCCUAGAAGCAGGAAACCAGCAUAAAUGCAUCAACAGUAACUACAAGUUGGUUGGAAAACCUUUUGUUAUUUGUGACAAAAAAUCUAAAAAGUGGAAGAAAUUAUUUUGCUGCGUGGAAAAACCAUACAAACCUCGUGACUGUAACGACAUACCGCGUCACUGUGAUUCUGGAAUUUACCAGAUUUAUCCCGGGACUUCAGCUGGUUUCAAUAUCUAUUGUGAUAAAAAACACUAUUGGUGGAAUGUAUUUCAGCGAAGAACAGACGGAUCCGUCAAUUUUUACAGGAAUUGGACGGAGUAUGAGGAGGGGUUUGGAGACUUACGUAACGAAUUUUGGCUAGGAAACAAACUGAUCAGACAACUUACUUUAUCCGGGAACUACCGACUCCGUGUCAAAGUGGGAAACAAAGAUAAAAAAAUUAAAAUUGCGUUGUACAACGGAUUCACUAUUGGUAAUGCGGAAACUCAGUACAAACUUGAAGUCAGAAAUUUUAUAGAUGGUACAGGAGCCACUGUCGGUCCACCUGCUUUGCUAGCAGUUGCUGGAUAUUAA